ACGACAGAUCACAUGACUAGCACCCAGGAGCAGGGAGAAACAUGGCCGUCUCCAGUGUGUUCAAAGCGGGUCUGUUCAACCACAAAGUGGCGGUGGUAACGGGAGGAGGCACCGGCAUCGGUAAAGCCAUCUCCUCCGACCUGCUGAAGCUGGGCUGUACCGUGGUGAUCGCGAGCAGGAAGUUGGAGAGGUUGGAGGCUGCAGCUGACGAGCUGAGACAGAGUAUACCUCAGUCUAGCCCUGCCUCUGUCACCCCUAUAGUCUGUAACAUACGCAAUGAGGAGGAGGUGAAGUCUCUGGUGCGGUCAGUGCUGCAGCAGUAUGGUCGUAUAGACUACCUGGUGAAUAACGGCGGAGGCCAGUUCAGCAGCCCAGCAGAACACACCUCAUCUAAGGGGUGGAAGGCCGUCAUAGACACCAACCUCACAGGAACCUUCCACUGCUGCAAGGAAGUGUACGCUGCGUGGAUGAAGGAGAAUGGAGGAGUGAUCGUCAACAUCAUCGCUGAUAUGUGGAAGGGCUUCCCAGGCAUGGCUCACACCGGAGCAGCGCGGUCCGCUGUAGACAACCUCACUAAGACUCUGGCCAUCGAGUGGGCCGUGUCUGGAGUCAGAGUCAACGCCAUAGCGCCGGGCACCAUCGUCUCCAAGACAGCCGUUGAGAACUAUAAGGAGUUUGGACCGACACUGUUUAAGAUGUCUAUUCCCUUCAGCCCUGCUAAACGACUGGGAGUCCCAGAGGAGAUCUCUCCAGCAGUGUGCUUCCUCCUGUCUCCUGGUGCCUCUUACAUCUCUGGAGCCACUCUGAGGGUGGACGCUGGACAGAGUCUUUACCACUCUAUGUGGGAAAUACCAGAUCACAGUGCGUGGCCCCAGGCCCCAGAGGGAGAGAAUCUGGACACUCUGAAAGAGUUGCUGAAACCCAAGCUCUAACUAUCACUACGGAAACACGGUCGUCGCUACGAAGACCAACCCAGCACCGCGGUGACCAGCCGUGGCAACGGACGGACGGGUGUUUGAUUGUAGACAGACAGUAGAUGUUUAGAGAAUUGUUUUUGAGAACGCUGAUCAGAAAGCUAUCAAUAUGAAUUCAUGGAAGGGUUGAUGUCAACUGUGUGACCCUGUGUGACCCUGUGUGACCCUGUAUGACCCUGUAUCGCCCUGUGUGACCCUGUAUCGCCCUGUGUGACCCUGUAUCCCCCUGUAUCGCCCUGUG
Messenger RNA from Salvelinus namaycush (lake trout), 1215 nucleotides. RefSeq names its product peroxisomal trans-2-enoyl-CoA reductase (gene pecr). The transcript has 8 exons. Lineage: Eukaryota; Metazoa; Chordata; Actinopteri; Salmoniformes; Salmonidae. The record is from RefSeq and is a predicted model, not a curated record. Gene Ontology annotation, biological process: phytol metabolic process. The coding region runs from base 42 to 932 and encodes 296 amino acids. Gene Ontology annotation, molecular function: trans-2-enoyl-CoA reductase (NADPH) activity. Gene Ontology annotation, cellular component: peroxisome.